AACACCCACACACUCCCCGCCGGAAAAAAUGGCCGGCGACCGGAGAUACUACUGUUACAAAGAUAUCCUGCCGUUCGCCGCCAUGGUCACCAUGGAGUGCACCAACGUCGGACUCAAUACCUUGUACAAAGCCGCCACACUCCGAGGAAUGAGCUACCACGUCUUCAUCGUUUACUCCUACGCCGUAGCCGCCGUCCUCCUCCUUCCGGCGCCGUUCUUCUCCAACAGAUCGAGGGUGCUGCCGCCGGUGAAUUUCUCGAUCGUUAGCAAAAUCGGACUCUUGGGAAUCAUCGGGUGUACGUCGCAGGUUAUGGGGUAUACCGGAAUAAUUUACAGUUCUCCGACGUUGGCGUCCGCCAUUAGCAACCUUGUUCCAGCUUUUACUUUCAUCCUUGCUGUCAUUUUCCGGAUGGAGACGUUAUCUUUUUCGAAGAAAAGUACGCGUGCAAAGUUUUUGGGCACGGUCGUUUCCGUGACCGGUGCAUUUGUUGUGACACUUUACAAAGGUCCUAAGCUUAUUUGGAGUCUAUCUCCUCCUCCUAGUCCUUCUUCGGUUUCGGUUUCCCUCAAUUCUUCGCAACCAAAUUGGACCCUCGGCGGCCUUUUCCUAACUUCCGAGUACAUAUUGGUCCCGUUGUGGUACAUCGUGCAGACACAAAUCAUGAAGGAGUAUCCAUCGGAAUUGACUGUGGUGUUCUUUUACAACUUAAUAGUGAGCAUUCUUGCCGCAAUUGUCGGGGUUUUUACGGAACCGGAUUCGAGUGCGUGGAGGAUCAAACCCGACAUAGCCUUGGCCUCGAUUCUAUGCUCGGGUGUGCUUGGUUCGUGCUUGAACAAUAGCGUACAUACGUGGGCGUUACGGUUGAAAGGACCGUUAUUCGUGUCCAUGUUUAAGCCGCUGUCGAUUGCGAUAGCUGUCGCCAUGGGCGUCAUGUUCCUUGGCGACGAUCUCUAUCUCGGAAGUGUGAUUGGCGCAUCGAUAAUAUCGAUCGGGUUCUACACAGUGAUGUGGGGAAAAGCGAAAGAGGACGUGAUAAACGAUGAAGUUAUAAACUCGGAAUCGUCUUCGACUCCGAGAUCGCCAUUGUUGCAAUAUUACAAAGAUGAGGACAUGGAGAGCAAAUAAAUCAAAGCUCCUUGUUACUUAUCAAGUGUAUUAUAAGUGUUUUAACUCUAAUGAAAAAUGCUGUAAAUGAUUAUAUAUUAGAGGUUACGCCUUCGAACU
Cynara cardunculus var. scolymus (artichoke) is the source of this 1225-nucleotide messenger RNA. RefSeq names its product WAT1-related protein At3g28050-like. Gene Ontology annotation, cellular component: plasma membrane. The transcript is spliced from 7 exons. The record is from RefSeq and is a predicted model, not a curated record. Bases 29 to 1126 code for a protein of 365 amino acids. NCBI's taxonomy places the organism in Eukaryota, Viridiplantae, Streptophyta, Magnoliopsida, Asterales, Asteraceae. Gene Ontology annotation, molecular function: transmembrane transporter activity.